GAAGGGUGAGACCACUAUGUAAAGCAUAUAAAUACACAGCAGUACAUUUACAAACUCAACUAUAACGCUUACAAUUCUUUUGAAAAGCAGAAUUUUUCGACAGAGUCCAGUUACAAUAGUUUCCCGUUCUUUUAUUUCUAAAGGUUUAUUUCAAUAUCAUAAAAUGAGUGAGAAAUCCUACAUCGUACAAUUAAAAGACAACACUGAUGUGAACAAGGCAAAAGCCGAAUUGGAAGCAUCUGGCGUUAAAGUCGGUCAUGUAUAUGACACCGUCUUUAAAGGAUUCAGUGUUACUCUUCCUGAGAACUCUGUAAACACUUUGGAUGCUCAUCCGGAAGUUCAACAUUAUGAAGCAGACAAAGAGUUACACACCAUGAAGAAGGAUUAAGAACAGAAAUGGUCAUGUUCUUUUCAAGGAAUUUCCAACUAGCAGUUCUAAUGAUGUGGAAUCCACGUUAUAAAGCGCAGUAGAAUUGGUGGAUACCCUUGAUCUCCCUCUAUUUUUACGUUAAUGAGAUUCGAAAUGAAUUUUUAAACACGAAAUCCCUUCUAGUUUCUACAAAGUAAUAAUGAAAAGUAAGAUUGUAA
Messenger RNA from Schizosaccharomyces octosporus yFS286, 588 nucleotides. RefSeq names its product subtilisin cleaved region like protein. The transcript has 3 exons. NCBI's taxonomy places the organism in Eukaryota, Fungi, Ascomycota, Schizosaccharomycetes, Schizosaccharomycetales, Schizosaccharomycetaceae. Gene Ontology annotation, molecular function: endopeptidase inhibitor activity. The record is from RefSeq and is a predicted model, not a curated record. Gene Ontology annotation, biological process: vacuole fusion, non-autophagic. The coding region runs from base 164 to 388 and encodes 74 amino acids.